Arabidopsis thaliana (thale cress) is the source of this 1525-nucleotide messenger RNA. RefSeq names its product DNA repair (Rad51) family protein (gene RAD51B). Gene Ontology annotation, cellular component: Rad51B-Rad51C-Rad51D-XRCC2 complex; nucleus. The record is from RefSeq and is marked reviewed. Gene Ontology annotation, molecular function: ATP binding; ATP-dependent DNA damage sensor activity; DNA binding. Gene Ontology annotation, biological process: double-strand break repair via homologous recombination; DNA repair. Lineage: Eukaryota; Viridiplantae; Streptophyta; Magnoliopsida; Brassicales; Brassicaceae. The transcript has 14 exons. Bases 55 to 1167 code for a protein of 370 amino acids.
CUAAUCUCUUCACCGUCUAAAGAAUAUUUCCGACGCCGGAGACGAAAACAAAAAAUGGCAAACAAACUCAUCGGAGAAAUGGGUCUUCACACCAAAAUCUCAAACAUCUUCGCUGCAAGAAACAUCAUCACCGCCAAGGAUGCAUUAUCAAUGACGGAAUUUGAACUAAUGGAGCUGUUAGAUGUUGGAAUGAAAGAGAUAAGAUCAGCAAUUUCAUUCAUCAGUGAAGCUACUUCUCCACCAUGUCAAUCUGCUCGAUCUUUACUGGAGAAGAAGGUCGAAAACGAACAUUUAUCAGGUCAUCUUCCUACACAUUUGAAGGGGUUAGAUGAUACCUUGUGUGGUGGGAUACCUUUUGGUGUUCUUACUGAGUUAGUUGGUCCUCCUGGUAUUGGUAAAUCACAGUUUUGCAUGAAACUUGCGUUAUCAGCUUCGUUUCCAGUAGCUUAUGGAGGAUUAGAUGGUCGUGUGAUAUACAUAGAUGUGGAAUCCAAGUUUAGUUCAAGAAGGGUGAUAGAGAUGGGACUGGAAAGCUUUCCGGAAGUGUUUCAUCUUAAAGGAAUGGCACAAGAGAUGGCUGGAAGAAUCCUUGUUUUGCGUCCAACAUCUUUAGCUAACUUUACUGAAAGUAUACAAGAACUCAAGAAUUCAAUUCUUCAAAACCAAGUAAAGCUUCUAGUGAUUGAUAGUAUGACAGCUCUUCUUUCAGGCGAAAACAAACCAGGAGCUCAGAGACAACCUCAGUUGGGUUGGCAUAUCUCUUUCUUAAAAUCGCUUGCUGAAUUUUCACGGAUUCCUAUAGUGGUGACUAAUCAAGUUAGAUCUCAAAACCGCGAUGAAACUAGUCAGUAUUCUUUCCAAGCUAAAGUUAAAGAUGAAUUCAAAGACAACACAAAGACAUAUGAUUCUCACCUUGUUGCUGCAUUGGGGAUUAACUGGGCUCAUGCUGUAACCAUCCGACUGGUCCUUGAAGCCAAGUCAGGUCAGAGAAUCAUUAAGGUGGCAAAAUCUCCUAUGUCGCCUCCUUUAGCCUUCCCGUUCCAUAUAACAUCAGCUGGGAUUUCAUUGCUGAGCGACAACGGGACUGAACUGAAAGGUCCAGGAAUCAACACCAUUCAUGCUCGAGGGCACAGCGACAUGAUAAAUUUUCACGGGGACUGCUCGUAGCUAAGCAAAGGUGGCCUGUUACGAUUAUCAACUACAUCAACUUCCAAAUGCUGCAAAUAAUCACUAUAGCUUCCAUGUUACCAAUGAAACGGAUGAUUAAGUCUCACAAUAUUCAGUUUAUGUUUGAUGGUAGUAUCAUCAGUGAGCAAGAGCUUUAUUAAAUGUCAAGUCUUCUCUACACGUCAACUCGUAAAGUACUAUCAACAUUAAGGUAGCUUGAUUUUGAUAGGAUUACAUUUUUCAUUUAAGCAAAUUGGUGUAAUCAAUAAAGAAGGUCAAAUAAUUUUAUGUCUUUUAUACAUAUUGGAAAAACCUCAUGUCAACAUCAUAUUUCUAGACAGUUGUCGGGUUCUUCUUU